Fusarium poae is the source of this 414-nucleotide messenger RNA. RefSeq lists its product as uncharacterized. Gene Ontology annotation, biological process: regulation of DNA-templated transcription. The record is from RefSeq and is a predicted model, not a curated record. Gene Ontology annotation, molecular function: zinc ion binding; DNA-binding transcription factor activity, RNA polymerase II-specific. The coding region runs from base 1 to 414 and encodes 137 amino acids. The transcript is spliced from 2 exons. Lineage: Eukaryota; Fungi; Ascomycota; Sordariomycetes; Hypocreales; Nectriaceae.
AUGGGCUCCACACAUCGAGCGGAACCGGAAACCUUCCAAUGUCCGCCUGGUAGCGUCGACAUCAAACCGGCGGCGUGCCUCCAGUGUAGUCAACGGAAAACGAAAUGUGAUCGAGCAAGCCCUUGCACAGCCUGUAUACGAUCCGACCUGAGCUGCAGUGUGCCCGGCCCACGAGCUCCGCGUAAGGCGCGACGCAGGAAUCAUCACGAUAUCCACGACAGGCUCAUCAGGCUUGAAAAUCUUCUUCUUGGACUUCAGGAGAUUCCAACGCAACAUCAAGGUGGAACUGGUAUCGAUGGCGUCAAGUGCAUGAUGCGUGAGGGGCAUAGCCCAGAGUUUGGUACUAGUAAAUUGUGGCACAUUGCCUUUCAAAACGUUCAGUGCACUUCCAUUCGCAUCGAGUUCAAGUUCUAA